AUGGAUCAAGCUCCCCCGGGCGCACCGCAGCAGCAGGGCAGACAGCCCCAGCCCCAGCAGCCCUACAACAUCGAGCCCGGUGGUCAUUAUGGUACUACAGGAUACGCGCCGCUCGCCGAACUGUACACCGGCACCUGGGCUAACGUGAAUCAAGGUCUCACAGGGCAGGCCCGUGAUAUCUUGACGACCUAUUGGCAGCAUGUCAUCAGCCACCUGGAAAACGAGAACCACGACUACAAGAUCCACCAGCUGCCGCUGGCGCGUAUAAAGAAAGUGAUGAAAGCGGACCCAGACGUGAAGAUGAUCUCUGCUGAGGCGCCUAUUCUCUUCGCCAAAGGUUGCGAUAUCUUCAUCACCGAGCUGGCGAUGCGCGCGUGGAUUCACGCAGAGGACAACAAGCGGCGCACCCUGCAGCGGUCCGACAUUGCGGCGGCUCUUUCAAAGUCUGAUAUGUUCGAUUUCUUGAUCGACAUCGUCCCGCGCGAGGAGGCGACCUCCCAUGCCAAGCGCUCGAGCCAGGCUGCGGGUCCAUCGGCGGGUGCAGCCGGCCAGAUGCCGCCGCAGCAUGGUGUGCAGCCACACCAGCACAUGGGACCUGCGGAUUACGGCUCUCUCGGUCAACAUGCUCUCCCUCAAGACCAAGAAUACCGUCCGCAGCAAGCGAUGUACGGUGGAGCCGAUCCCACGGCAGCGUAUGGGCAGCCGCAGCAACAAAUGUUUGAGGGGAUGUAUGCCUAUCCGCAUAUGCCUCCGCAGCAG
Penicillium riverlandense is the source of this 759-nucleotide messenger RNA. RefSeq names its product CCAAT-binding factor complex subunit HapE (gene hapE). Gene Ontology annotation, cellular component: CCAAT-binding factor complex; nucleus. The record is from RefSeq and is a predicted model, not a curated record. Gene Ontology annotation, biological process: regulation of DNA-templated transcription. Gene Ontology annotation, molecular function: DNA-binding transcription activator activity, RNA polymerase II-specific; DNA binding; protein heterodimerization activity. NCBI's taxonomy places the organism in Eukaryota, Fungi, Ascomycota, Eurotiomycetes, Eurotiales, Aspergillaceae. The transcript is spliced from 3 exons. The annotation marks the transcript as partial.